AUGGGGCCGGAUAACAUCCUGGCAAGCAGGGUUUGCAUUUUCAAAAGCAAGAUGUUUAGUAAACUCACUUUCGUUUUCAUCUUUACCAACAAGUCUUUCAGCAGCAUCCGCCAGGCGGCUAAUAAAAUCACUGGCCGGGAGUCGCUGUUCGAGACCUCAAGUGACGGGAAGUGGACAAUGCUCACAACGCCCUGCGGCCUUCGGAACAUCCACCCGCGCAUCGUGGGGGGUCAGGAUUCUCAGCACGGGGUGUGGCCCUGGCAAGGCAGCCUGCGCUUCCGCAGGUCACACCACUGCGGAGCCACCCUGCUCAGUCACCACUGGGUGCUCACGGCUGCCCACUGCUUCAGAAAGUCCCAGGAACCCAGGAACUGGGAUAUCCAGUUUGGGGAGCUGACAUCCCAACCCUCUCUACUGAACCUGCGGGCCCAUUACAACCGCUUCAACGUGGAGAAGAUUGUGCUGAACCCCAAUUUUAAAGGGUACUCACCCUACGACAUCGCCCUGGUGAAGCUGGCUUCCUCUGUCAAGUACAAAAAACACAUCCUGCCUGUCUGUGUCACCAACUCCUCCAUGGAAUUCCAGAACAGGGAUGACUGCUGGGUGACAGGCUGGGGGAAUGUCCAUGAAGGUAUAGCGCUGGGGUCCCCUUUCAACCUCCAGGAAACCCAGCUCUCCAUCAUAAACAGCACCUUGUGCAACGACAUGUUCUACAUGCCCCAUUUCCGUUCCUUCAUCCCGGGGGACAUGAUUUGUGCAGGUUCCGAGGACGGCAGCAAAGACACCUGCAAGGGUGACUCUGGGGGACCCUUGGUCUGUGAAGAGGACAACGUGUGGUAUCAGGUUGGAGUGGUGAGCUGGGGCGUGGGCUGCGGGCGCCCCAACCGACCCGGUGUCUACACCAACGUCAGCAAGUACUUCCGCUGGAUCCGGGAGGUAAUGAGCCGGAGCCCACCAGAGACAGACCUCUUGUUACUGCUGCUGCUGCUGCCGCCCACUCUGUUCUGGGCACCACUGUUCCUGCACCCAGCCUGAACCCAUGAAGCCCUACCCCACUCCCAUAGGUCCCACGAUGCUGGCACAGGCCUGGGAACCCCCAGGCCCAGACCCUUACUGGGCUCCGCUGGGUCCUCUCUGUCCCUCUCGCCAAUAAACAUGUGAACAUGUGUCAGGGGA
Molecule: messenger RNA, 1176 nt
Organism: Echinops telfairi (small Madagascar hedgehog)
Lineage: Eukaryota; Metazoa; Chordata; Mammalia; Afrosoricida; Tenrecidae
Product: testisin-like
Exons: 7
Coding region: 1-1035 (344 amino acids)
Biological process (GO): proteolysis
Molecular function (GO): serine-type endopeptidase activity
Source: RefSeq, a predicted model, not a curated record